UUGAAAAAUGCUCAGUGACAGGACUACAAUCGAAUGGCUAAUGGCGUACAGCAUGUUCGCCUAAGAAGGCGUGCCUACGUGCGCCAAGACGCUGCAAUACAACAGGCGUCAACCAUGUUGAUCCAGGGGAGAUACAAUGAGGCGCAGUUCCUAAACCGCGUGUCGAACUUUACCUUGUCGUUAUCCGACACAAUGAGAGCUGAGCGAGUGCGGCUAGCGGCAAUCCCUGGCAAUGAUGGGCGCCGUGUAGCAGCAGCAGAACCAGUCAUGCCACCACCACUUCUGCAAGCUGAGCAAAAUCAUCGUCCUGCCCCUGAGAUACAGCCACGAGCUGACCUCCCCGCUGGAGAUAGGGAACUUCCUCCUCCUGCAGCAGUAGUGGUCCCACCACCUCCUCCUCCUGCAGCAGCAGUGGCCCCACCGCCUCCGCCGCCUGCAGCAGUAGUGGCCCUGCCGCCUCCGCCUCCUGCAGCAAUAGCCGUACCACCGCCUCCACCUCCUGCAGCAGUAGUGGCCCCACCGCCUCCGCCUCCUGCAGCAGUAGUGGGCCCACAACCUCCGCCUCCUGCAGCAGUAGUGGCCCCACCGCCUCCUCCUCCUGCGAGCAGUAGUGGCCCCACCGCCUCCGCCUCCUGCAGCAGUAGUGGGCCCACAGCCUCCGCCUCCUGCAGCAGUAGUGGCCCCACCGCCCCCUCCUGCUUCCCCUGCAGCAGUAGUGGCCCCACCGCCUCCGCCUCCUGCAGCAGUAGUGGGCCCACCGCCUCCGCCUGCUGCAGCAGUAGUGGCCGCACGCCCCCUCCCCCUGCAGCAGUUGUGGCCCCACCGCCUCCGCCUCCUGCAGCAAUAGUCGCCCCACCCCCUCCGCCUCCUGCAGCAGUAGUGCCGCCCUGCCGCCUCCGCCUUCUGCAGCAAUACAGUAGUGGCCCUGCCGCCUCCGCCCUCCUGCAAGCAAUAGUCGCCCCACCACCUCCGCCUCCUGCAGCAAUAGUCGUCCCACCGUCUCCGCCUCCUGCAGCAGUAGUCGUCCAACCGCCUCUGCCUCCUGAAGUGCAAGCAGCUGGCCCUGCUGUUGCGCCACCCGCUUAG
Molecule: messenger RNA, 1086 nt
Organism: Homalodisca vitripennis (glassy-winged sharpshooter)
Lineage: Eukaryota; Metazoa; Arthropoda; Insecta; Hemiptera; Cicadellidae
Product: leucine-rich repeat extensin-like protein 3
Exons: 3
Coding region: 34-1086 (350 amino acids)
Source: RefSeq, a predicted model, not a curated record